This is a messenger RNA of Camellia sinensis, 402 nucleotides long. Lineage: Eukaryota; Viridiplantae; Streptophyta; Magnoliopsida; Ericales; Theaceae. The record is from RefSeq and is a predicted model, not a curated record.
AUGAGUUAUUACCUUGCUGAUGGUAUAUACCCUCAAUGGACAACAUUGGUUCAAACAAUCUCUUCUCCACAAGGAGCAAAGAAGCAACAUUUUGCAAUGAUGCAAGAGUCAGCAAGGAAGGAUGUAAAGCGGGCAUUCGGAGUGCUCCAAUCUCGAUUUGCAAUUAUAGCUGGUGUUGUACGUUUUUGGGAUCCGAAAAUGCUUGGGAACAUAAUGAAGAGUUGCGUUAUAUUACAUAAUAUUAUUGUCGAAGAUGAGAGAGAGGAGCACCUUGAUUUCGAUUAUAAACUUUCAUCAACUAACGCACUAGUACAACUGUCCUGCAUCAAGACAGCUCCAAAUUUGAAAACUUACACCGGUGUUACCUCAUUUGCUGGAGAACAAAUAGGUCUAAAAUAUUGA